Penicillium cataractarum is the source of this 2100-nucleotide messenger RNA. RefSeq lists its product as uncharacterized. NCBI's taxonomy places the organism in Eukaryota, Fungi, Ascomycota, Eurotiomycetes, Eurotiales, Aspergillaceae. The transcript is spliced from 2 exons. The record is from RefSeq and is a predicted model, not a curated record. The coding region runs from base 1 to 2100 and encodes 699 amino acids. Gene Ontology annotation, molecular function: protein binding.
AUGCCCUUCUCCAAUCUCCCGCCGGAGCUUCUUCUUCUCAUUGGGGAACAUCUAGAAUGGGAGGAAGACCUUCACAAUUUCUGCUUGGUUAACAGGCGUUGUUCCGCCGCUAUCAAUGACCUGCUCUAUCGACGCGUAGUGGAUAACCUUCAUCGAGGUAUCAAAUCCUCAGCGCUAGAAUGGGCAGCAACACACGGAAAGAUCGAUUGUGUGCGGGAGCUCCUCAAAGCUGGUGUUCCUCCAAGCACUGUCUGCCAUCAACCCUGGCAUCCGAUCAUUCUUGCGGCGAAAAAUGGACACCGUGAUGUUCUCCAGUUAUUUUUGGACGCGGGGGUGGAUCCCAAUCCACCCACGGGUUUCUAUCUAGAGCCAGGAAUACCUCACAGAUGGGAGCUAGAGGAGGAGGAGGAGGAAGAAGAUCAAGAAGCACAAGGAGAAGCGGAAGCUGAAGCAGUGGACCGGGAAUUCGCUAGGAUGCAACAAGCAACAGAAGAGCAAGUACAAGAACUGCAGUGGCAAGAGGUACAAGAGGAACAGGAAGAAGACGACAGUGAAGAGGAACACGACCAAUGGGUUCUAGGCAAAACGGGCAACCCACUAACAUUCGCCAUCGCGAAUGGACACGACGAGAUUGUCCACCUCUUAAUCAAUCGUGGGGUUGAAGUGGAAUAUCCGGCUGAUACUGACGAAUUUACACAACCUUUGGCGGUCGCGGCUCAAAAGGGCAACUUGCCAUUAAUUCAAUUUCUGCUCGAAAAAGGAUGCAGUCCCUAUAUCUGUGACGAUCGCAAUAGGAGCGCAUUUGCGUAUGCUGCUGCUCAUCACGGCACCGAGCUACUCCAAGCAUUCAUCGAUGCAGGAGCGGACCCCAGAAUCAAUGAAACUACGUACACUGUGCUGUACGCUGCAGUUGAAGGGGGAAAUACAGCAGGAUUCGAAUACCUCAUCGAACAUGGAGUCGAUCCUGAUGGCCCCCAGGAGAAAGGGCUUCAAGAAUAUCUUUUCAGAGCGACAGUUAAAAGACAUUUUGAGGUAGCCCGGAUCAUUCUCUCGAUGAUUGACAUCGACGACUUCAUCUGUGGUGCAGAGCGCAUGAAAUUCCACGUGUUCUUCCUUUCCGUCGUAAGUUGUGGCUUCAUGGAUGUGGUGGAGCGUUGUCUUGAGAAACGUACCGUUUCGGAUCGUGAUUUCUGGACAACCACGGUGGGUAUGGCACUUCAAUCCUCGGCUCGAGACGGAGACACAAAAAUGUCAGAGCUACUAUUAAACUAUGGGGUGGAUGUCAAUGGUCCAGAAGGUGGUCUAGACACACCACUCUACUACGUUGUUCACUCAAGAAGGGUUCGGCCAAAUUUUAUCGACAUGGUCAAACUCUUGUUAGAUCGAGGGGCUAGCAUGUACAACAUGGGUGUGACACAUUCCUUGUUCAUAACUGCUCUUAUUUUGGGCAAGGUUGAGAUUGCACGGGAACUACUGCGACGGCUUGAUCAAUCGCAGAUUGACGUUGACAUGAGGAGUACGGGCCUUAUUCAAUUCGCUGUGGCUGGGGGCGUACCCGGACUGCAGCUACGAGCAGCCCGAUCAGCAAAUGUCGAGCUUUUGAAAAUCUUCCUUGAUGCAGGAUUCGAUGCGAAUUCCAUCGAUCCAACGCCAGGCCAUGGCAGCAUGCACGUCUUAACGACGGUCCUGACAUGUUCUCGCCAGGACGAUGCAGAGGCAGCGGCUGAGCUGCUAUUGGAACGAGGCGCCGAUAUCGAGGCUCGAAAUGAAUUGACCGACGAGACACCCCUGUUGUUCAUGGCAGGGAGAACGGGGAGUCCACCAAGAUGUCGAAUUCAGGAGCGCGCGGCUCGUUUUCUAUUGAAGAACGGUGCCAACAUGUUCUUCGUCAAUAACCGUGGACAGAGUCCUUUGGCCAAGGCUGCUUGCAAAGGCAAUAUCGGCAUUGUCAAGAUCCUUUUGGAGCACUUGAGCACCAUCCCCCUCGCUUCAAAGGAUUGGGGCGAUACUUUCGUUGGUGCAUAUCACACCGAAUACCGAGACAUCAGAAGAGUCCUAUCUCGGUGGUUUUCGCGGCAGUUAUACCCUCCCUUGCCCUAG